CUUCCGGGUCGCGGCGGACGUCGUUUCCGUAGCAGCAUGGCGGCCACGGAGGAAGAGCGGCCGGCUGGGAGUGGAGAGGGAGAGCGGCUGGAUUUUCUACGGGACCGGCACGUGCGGUUCUUCCAGCGCUGCCUCCAGGUCUUGCCGGAGCGCUACUCUUCGCUCGAGACCAGCAGAUUGACUAUUGCAUUUUUUGCGCUCUCCGGGCUGGAUAUGUUGGACUCCUUAGAUGUGGUGAACAAGGAUGAUAUAAUCGAGUGGAUUUACUCCCUGCAGGUCCUUCCCACAGAAGACAGAUCAAAUCUAAAUCGCUGUGGUUUCCGAGGCUCUUCAUACCUGGGUAUUCCAUUCAAUCCAUCAAAGAAUCCUGGAACAGCUCAUCCUUAUGAUAGUGGCCACAUAGCAAUGACCUACACUGGCCUUUCAUGCUUAGUUAUUCUUGGAGAUGACCUAAGCCGAGUAAAUAAAGAAGCUUGCUUAGCAGGCUUGAGAGCCCUUCAGCUAGAAGAUGGAAGUUUUUGUGCAGUACCUGAAGGCAGUGAAAAUGACAUGCGAUUUGUAUACUGUGCUUCCUGUAUUUGCUAUAUGCUCAACAACUGGUCUGGCAUGGAUAUGAAAAAAGCCAUCAACUAUAUUAGAAGAAGUAUGUCCUAUGACAAUGGGUUGGCACAGGGAGCUGGACUUGAAUCUCAUGGAGGAUCAACUUUUUGUGGCAUUGCAUCACUGUGCCUGAUGGGUAAACUAGAAGAAGUUUUUUCAGAAAAAGAAUUGAACAGGAUAAAGAGGUGGUGUAUAAUGAGACAACAAAAUGGUUAUCAUGGAAGACCUAAUAAGCCUGUCGACACCUGUUAUUCUUUUUGGGUGGGAGCAACUCUAAAGCUUCUGAAAAUUUUCCAGUAUACUAACUUCGAGAAAAAUAGAAAUUAUAUCUUAUCAACUCAAGAUCGCCUCGUAGGGGGAUUUGCCAAGUGGCCAGAUAGUCAUCCAGAUGCUUUGCAUGCAUACUUUGGAAUUUGUGGCCUGUCACUAAUGGAGGAAAGUGGCAUUUGUAAAGUUCAUCCUGCCCUGAACGUAAGCACACGGACUUCGGAGCGCCUUCGAGAUCUCCAUCAGAGCUGGAAAACCAAGGACUCUAAACAGUGCUCAGAGAAUGUACACAUCUCCACAUGACUAACUUUAGAUUGGGAGGGUGGGGGGAUUUGUAGCCUAACUGUAGCUCAAGGUUAAAAGCCAUGUAUAACCAAGUGUGCUCUUUUUUUUAAGAGGUAGAGUCUUACAAUCGAAUCUUGUGCUGAUGUCACUUUGGUAUAUGGUCUUGAGCCAGUAACCUUCGUACUAGGUUUCAAGGAAAUCUUUGUUGAAGUUUGAACCACAGUGGACUCUGUUGUGGUUCUUAAAUGUUUAUAUACUGUAUUUCUAAGUUCUCUGAGGCAAACUAACUGUAUGUAUGAAGGUUAUCUUUUUAAAAAGCUCUUCAGUACAAAAUUGUAUCAUAAAUACAAAUCUUCAAAAGAAGUUUACAGUUCACAUAGCAUUGAUAAUCUUCAGGUGAACACUUAGUGAUCAUUUAAAAAGCUUGACUGCUGAUGGUAGAACAUUGCUUUAAUGAAUUAAGUAUCUGGGAUUAUUCUUUGAAAACAGAUGAUCCCAUAAUUUUUAAAAAGAAGACUUAUUUUGACUUAAGUAAAAUGUGCCAAUUAAACUUUUGUGGCCUAUACAAAUGAAAUUAACUUCAUAGCAAGAAUGAAUAGGCUUAACUAAUACAAUAAUUUUCUAAAGGGAGAUUGUUUUAAGAAGACUAUUAUGUAACUGAGGGACAAGUAAUAUAACUGUAUGUGAUUGUGAAUGGGGAAGUUUUGUGCUGUGCAGGUCAUUUAUUUUAGAUGUUGCUGGGGUAAAUAACAGUUAUGUUUGAUGUUAAUCUCAAAUCAUUAGUUCCUUUUUUUCCCUUUCUGCAGAGAAAACAGUCUUAUCUAGAAGGAAAGCCAUUUAAUGGUUUUGUUUCUUUUUCUGAGAUAUGUGAUACUGUAAAUUAUACUUGUACUUUUAUAACUGAGUUAUUUUUAGCCAUUUGGAUUCUUAUUUUUAGUUUGUUGCCCCAGUGUGUUAGCUGCUCAAAUUUCAAACUGAUGAUUUUCUAAUUUUUUCAAAUGAAAUAAGUAAACAUUUAAGUAAAAAAAAUAGCACCACUCAAGUAAAGUUAAUGGUGUAGCUCCAUACACGGUCAUUCAUAUUUUUGUAUUUUCAGGUAAGUGGGAAGGAAGUGUACCAUUUAGGGGUUAAGGACUGGGGUUUUGCUUUUCUUUGUUUUGUUUUCUUCAUUCUGUGACCUAGCUAAUUGUAAAGGAAUUAGUAUAAAAACUCAUUUUUAUUAGUAAUCAAUUUAUCAAUAAAUUACAUCUGUCACUGUU
This is a messenger RNA of Lagenorhynchus albirostris (white-beaked dolphin), 2411 nucleotides long. It is a transcript of the gene PGGT1B, whose product is annotated as protein geranylgeranyltransferase type I subunit beta. Gene Ontology annotation, cellular component: CAAX-protein geranylgeranyltransferase complex. The record is from RefSeq and is a predicted model, not a curated record. Gene Ontology annotation, biological process: protein geranylgeranylation. NCBI's taxonomy places the organism in Eukaryota, Metazoa, Chordata, Mammalia, Artiodactyla, Delphinidae. Gene Ontology annotation, molecular function: CAAX-protein geranylgeranyltransferase activity. The transcript is spliced from 9 exons. Bases 37 to 1170 code for a protein of 377 amino acids.